AUGAAAGAACUUCUUCGUCGUUAUCAAGGCUGUCCACGUCCGCCAACUAAAGCAACUGCAGCUCUCUUCAGCGCCGACGGCAGCCCCCUACUAACAGAGAAGACACAAAUUCUUCAGCGAUGGGCCGAGCAGUUCCGAGGCGUCUUCAACCGUCCCUCCAACAUCUCCGACACCGCCAUCGCCCGUCUGCCGCAAGUGGAGACCAACGCCGACCUCGACCUCGCGCCAUUUCUACACCAUCUCGGAAGAAAGCAUGCAAAUGAGUUUAAACCUCUUCGCCACCGCCUGAGAGAACGUCGGCCUUAUCAUCAGCAGGGUGAAGGCGAUGGCUAUGCAUCAACCCCCACCCGACCCUGCCCACGUAAUAACCCAGAGCAGCGUGGAAGAGCCCAUCUGCAAGCCGUGGGCAACUUCACCUAUCUGGGCAGCACCCUCACCCACGCAACCAAGAUCGACGAUGAAGUGGCCCACCGGAUUUCCAAGGUAAGUCAAGCCUUCGGCAAACUACAAAACACAGUUUGGAAUACACACGGUCUCCAUAUCAGCACCAAACUGAAGAUGUAUAAGGCAGUCACUUUACCGACGCUGCCGUACGGAGCGGAGACUUGGACGGUGUGCAAGAGGCAGACGCGGAGUCUCAACCACUUCUAACUCAGCUUUCUCCGGCGGAUAUUGUAGCUGAGGUGGCGGGACCGAAUCCCGGACACAGACGUACUGAAACGAACGGGAGUCCUCAGAAUCUGCACCGUGCUGAGGCAACCACAACGGCUCUGGAGCAGCCGUCUCAUGCGUUAACAACAAGCGUUUACCCAAACAGAUCUUCUAUGGGGAUGUCGCUGGGGGUUCUCCCCGACAAGGGGGUCAAGUAUGACACUACGAGGACCCUCUGAAGACUUCCUUGAGGCAUCUGCAAAUUGACCCGGCCAACUGGGAAAACCUCGCCCCGGACCGACCGAACUGGUGGAGGACGGUGAAGACAGGCGCAGCGAUCUAAGGAACCAACCGCAUCACCGCCGCCAAAGCCAAACGCGAGGCACGAAGGUCUCAACUGCGCCCACCUUGCUAUGCCGACAGUCAACCGUCCCCGACCUGCCCACGAUGCCAGCAGACGUUCCGGACAUCAACCGGUAUCAAUGGACAUCUUCGUACCAACGUACCCGGACGACACCACCCGAUGUCCCCCGUCCACCACUGCCUUGCCCCACACGCCGACAAACAGCACUGACCGCACUCCUGAUCCUCCACUACCAUCCUGCUCCGUCGCCUCAAUACCCGCUGCGACGGGUACUGCACACACCGCCACUGCACGCAAUCUUAACACAUCGAAAAACAUUAACCUCACCACCAACAACACCAGCGAUGUGGACUCGAUCCAUACCUGUCCUCACUGCGACCGCGCCUUUACCUCACACACCGGCCUGAUCAGUCACCUGCAAAUCCAUCGCACAGAGACUGGCGAGCCAGUGCCUGGUACACCAACCUACACUCGCCGCAUUCGCCCCCACUAUCCACACACAAUAGUGCGACCGUCGCGUCCGACGAUGUCCGCCGUAUGUUCACAGCAGGUGGGGCAGGACAAUCAACUUGUCCGCCUUCGACACAGUCGCCAAGAGGGCGUGCAGGUCCUUGUAGAAUUUGUCCUUUGCGGCGGCGUCGGGGUUGGUCAUCGUCGGAGCGUAGGCGCUGAUGAUGGUGGCGAAUUUGCUCCCAGAGAGGCAGACGGAGGCUCAUCAGGCGAUCGUUAA
This is a messenger RNA of Spirometra erinaceieuropaei, 1745 nucleotides long. Lineage: Eukaryota; Metazoa; Platyhelminthes; Cestoda; Diphyllobothriidea; Diphyllobothriidae. The record is from the annotation of a GenBank genome assembly.